UGGUAGUGGACCCAAAACUCUGCCAGAGAGCAAGGUGAGCUGAACGGCAUUCCUUUGAACAGAUCCCUGUCCCACGAACACCCAGAAGCCUUCUCAAUGGACAUCUUCCAGCCACACAGGAUCUGGUGACAGUCGUCUCAAAGGACAAGAUCCUCUGGACAAAAUGGCCACUUCAAUCCAUCGCCUGCUGACAGCUGCAGUUGUCCUUGGUACUGCAGCACUCAUCAGUACGUACAGCUUCCACAACUGCAUCGAAACUUCCAAGGAUGGCCAAAGAAAAGCUUUUCAGUGCGUCCAUCGACAUAAUAAGACCAUGUCUGCUUUCGUGGACGACCUGCCGACAACUACCAUCAACCUUACCAUCGGUGUGACUCCUGUGACUCACAUUCCCAGAGACAGCUUUGUCAGUCUGCCCCACCUUCAGGACCUCAGACUGGACCGCAACAACCUGUCCGACAUUGACUACUUGGCUUUCCACGAGUUGCAUGAACUUAAAUCUCUAAACUUGUCCUUAAAUAACAUCUCACAGCUCAACCCCGAUGUUUUUCAAGACCUGAGUAACCUUACUUUCCUCUCAUUGACUAACAAUCAAUUAAAGCAACUCCCUGAGACGAUUUUCUCCACAGUUCUCGAGCUAAACACGUUGAUCAUGAGGCAAAAUCUUCUGACGAAUUUCUCAGCAAUCGCCACAUCUGUGUCACAUCUAAGAAACUUGAGGAUACUGGACCUUUGUAUCAACAAUUUAACCUCCCUUACUCACACAGAAGUGACUCUGCCCAAAUCUCUGACAACAUUAUAUGUAUGUAGAAAUAAUUUGCUAACGUUGGGAUGUAAAUGGUCAUUUCUCGCAUCUAUACAGGUCCUAGAUUUGUCAUACAAUCCUCAUCUUCCGACAAAGGCUUUUGCAGGAGUGGACUUGGGAAAUAUAAAUUAUCUGCGUUUGCGUUCAACAAAUGUCCAAAUUGUUGAAUUUUUAAACCUCAGCAACAUCAGACCAGAGCACAUCGAUUUCUCCGGCACAGGUAUAAACAACACCGACAAGCUCAAAGACCUAUGCAAAACUAUGCAGAGAAAAAAGGUGAAAUAUUUAAAUAAAUUAAUACUUGGUAACAACGGAAUCAAGACGCUAUCAAACUACACACUGUCCCAGUGUCCAAAUAUCAUAACUUUAGAUCUAUCCCGCAAUGAAUUCAAGCCCACGAAUUGUCUUUCAUUCCUCACUGGACAAACACACAUCCAGAGUUUUCACGCUGAGCAUAACGUCAUUAGGUCACUCCCAUCAUGUAAAGUACCAAACAUGGUUCAAUUUAGCAACUUGAGAGACUUGAGUUAUCGAUACAAUCGCAUCCUCUUAGUCAACAAAUAUGCUUUCUAUCACACACCAAACCUUCAGACCCUAAAACUUAAUAUAAACACGAUUGCCUAUCUCGAUAACCUUGCUCUCAAAAAUCUAAAAAGGCUUGAGACUCUUCGUCUGGACAAUAACCUUUUAACCGACUUGUUCGCCAAAACAUUUGAGGAUCUUUCUAAUCUAAAAUUGCUCAACCUAAGAAACAACAGGAUUUCCGUCAUUUUUAAUAGGACCUUUCACAGUCUUGGAAAAUUGACUACAUUGGACCUUGGAGGAAAUAAGAUCACUCAUUUUCAGCCAGCAGGCUUUGAUGGGCUUAAAAAUCUGUCCAAACUUUAUCUUGACGGGAACAACCUCAAAGAGAUUGACCCUUCCCACUAUUUCGUAUUCCAAGAUAGACUCACAGUGCUGGAUUUAGAAAAUAAUCAGAUUCAGUUCCAUCCUGGAAGUCCCAGAUCACCAUUCAGGAAUCUCAGCAAACUCAGAGACUUGAAAUUGAGCAGACAGCAACCUUAUGGCAUAGCCGUUUUACCGGACACCCUUUUCCAAGGCUUGCACUCACUAAGAUCUUUAUAUCUCACUGACAAUAAAAUUGUUCACAUCUACCCUAAAACUUUUGAUGAUCUAACAGGUUUACAGUUCCUCACACUGGAUGACUGCUGUGCCGGUGUAACACAACUACAACCAGGAGUCUUUAAAAACCUGAGAAAUCUGACCAAACUGACUGUUGAAAAUAUGGGUAUGCAAAAUUUCUCAAAGGAUGUUUUUGGGAAUCUCACGCAGCUACGCACACUGCAGCUCAACCGUAAUGUGAUGCAGAGUAUUCCGGUUGAUGCUCUAGAGAGUCUACCUAACCUCCAGUACCUUGACAUACGUGACAUCCCUCUGAGUUGCACCUGCUUGAACCGCUUGCUGCAAAACUACACUCUAACAAACCCGAGAAUUCAGGUGGUCUAUCUCUCCACCCUGCCAUGCCUACAUGAUGUAACACAAAAGUUCUAUAAAUUUGAUGGCACGGUUUGUUUUAUAGACCUUGGAGAGUAUCUAUUUUUUUGCACAGCAGCUGUAAUUUUCCUCUUUACAGUGAUUCCUUUAUUGUAUGUCAAACUCUACUGGAAAAUGAAGUACAGCUACUAUGUCUUCUGUGCGUGGUUUAGUGACCAGUGGCGCAGUCUCAGAGACGAAAAGGAAAAAUGCAAAUAUGACGCAUUCGUUUCGUACAAUUCUUCUGAUGAACAGUGGGUCAUGGAGCAGCUGCUUCCCAACCUGGAGGGAAAUGGAUCGUCUUUUAAACUCUGCCUUCAUCACAGGGACUUUGAGUUGGGCCGUGCCAUUGUGGACAACAUCGUUUCUGCUGUGUACAGCAGUCGUAAGACCAUCUGUGUGGUGAGCAGGAGCUUUCUGCAGAGUGAGUGGUGCUCCCUGGAAAUGCAACUCGCCAGCUAUCGACUGUUUGACGAGCACCGAGACGUCCUUCUGCUUGUGUUUUUGGAGAAGAUCUCAGACAGGCAGCUGUCUUCCUAUCACCGUAUGAGGAAAGUUAUGUUGAAGAAGACUUAUGUGCAGUGGCCUGGCUCGGACUGCACGGACCAGGAGCAAGCUCAGGACUUAUUUUGGAAUCAGUUACGUAGGGCAAUGAGAACAGGAAGCAGACUGGAAAGAGAAGAAAUGGACCAAAGUGCAGCUCCCUCAAAAGUUUGACGUUUUCACAACGAAUGGAAAAUAUGAACGCCUGAACUACAGAGAGAUGCUUUAUUCACAGGAAUCGUCUCAGAAAGUUACUUGUGUUUUGCAGUGUUUCACUAGAGGGGGUAUUGAAAGCAUGCACAAAGAAAUGUACUGUAAGAUGAACAGAAACAUCUUUUAUUGACACAUGAAUCAGCAAUACCAUUUACUGUCUUGUGGUCAAUUUAUUUUUACAUUUAGCAAUGUUUGAAAUGGAAUGUGUACAUAUUUAUUUAAUGCAUUUAAAGCCUGUAUUUGCAGCCUGUACAAACUAAAUCAGAAAGCUUUCAUAAGAAAUACUUUUUGCUAAAAAGAUGUGCUUUGUCAGUACUCUGCAAUUUUUGCACCAGUCUAAUAGAUGUACAGUCCAAUAAAAAAUGAAUAUAAUACAAAUAU
Salarias fasciatus (jewelled blenny) is the source of this 3472-nucleotide messenger RNA. RefSeq names its product toll-like receptor 21 (gene tlr21). Gene Ontology annotation, molecular function: signaling receptor activity; protein binding. Gene Ontology annotation, biological process: signal transduction. Gene Ontology annotation, cellular component: plasma membrane. The record is from RefSeq and is a predicted model, not a curated record. Lineage: Eukaryota; Metazoa; Chordata; Actinopteri; Blenniiformes; Blenniidae. The transcript has 2 exons. The coding region runs from base 164 to 3052 and encodes 962 amino acids.